ACAGCGACCACGGGAGAGAGAGGUCGCCUCCCGCAUCGCUCUCUCUCUCUGUCAAGUUAGUGCGCGUGUGAGAGAGAGAGAGAGAGCUAGCUUACUUGCUCUCUCACUCACAGGACUAGUACACUCUCACUUCUCCCAGCUUACCUACUCUCCCAGACCCGCCUUCUCCCAAGUGAGUCAACAAAAAAAACACCACCACCACCACCACCACUACCGCCGCCGCCAUGUGCCCCUCCCCAUUACCACGGCCCCGUCCUGCCCCUCACUAGCCAUGGCCCUCCUGCCCCUCCUCCUCCUCCUCAUCCUCGUUCCCCGCCCCUCCCCUGCCUGCCCCGCGCCCUGCUCCUGCCUCCCUGCGCCCGCGGGUGUGAGCAGAGGCGUGGGUGUGGUAUGUGCGGGCCUGGGACUGAUUGAGGUGCCCCUACAGCUGGAGGAUGGGCGUGAGGUGGUGUAUGUUGACCUUAGCAACAAUGAACUAAGUGACCUUCCUGACCUGACCUUCGCAAAUUACUCAUCUCUUCUUCAUCUGAGGCUCUCGGGAAACAGAAUCAGCAACAUUGCCAACACUGCAUUUCACCGUCUGCAACUCAAGGAACUGUAUCUGGACAACAACUUGCUAGCGAGCCUGCCUGACGCCCUCCCCACCUCGCUGCUCAGACUCUCCCUCGAGGACAACUACUUCACCACCGCCCCUGCAACACUGGCGUCCCUGCAGAGCCUUCAGGAGCUGAAUCUUGCGAGGAACAAGAUCAAAGUAAUCAGCGCAGGUGACUUCCGGAAUCUGUCUCACCUUUUGUCGCUGUCUCUACAUCAAAACCAGCUGGAGGACAUAGAAGAUGGAGCAUUUAAAUCCCUACAAGCACUCCAAGUCCUGGACCUGACGGAGAACAGCCUGAAGGAGGUGCCUGGAGCCGUGCUGUCCUGUUUGCAUCUCACCAGACUACUGCUGGGCCACAACCGGGUGGCACACCUCGGCGAGACAGCCUUCUCCGGCCUGCGUGACCUGCAGCAGGUGACUCUUCAGGGCAACCCGAUCACCACAGUCCAUCCUGCAGCUUUCACCAACCUGCCCUCACUCACCAAGCUGAUCUUGAAGGAAAUCCGUGGCCUCUCACAGUUUCCUCACCUCAAUGGAAGCAAGAGUCUGGAGAUGAUCAGAAUCGACAGGGCUUCACUUACUGCCCUGCCACCCUCCCUCUGCUCCUUCGUCCCCGCCCUCAGGAGUCUGAACCUUCACCUGAACGCCAUAAAGGAACUGCCUGACUUGACUGACUGCGCUGAGCUCAGGCUGCUGGACCUGAGUGACAACGCCAUCAGCAGCCUGGGCCACGCAUCCUUCAGGGGCGCGCCACUCCUGCAGGACCUCCUUCUUCAGGACAACAGGAUAUCACACGUGCCUGCAGACGCCUUUGUGGGACUCUCCAGCCUGCAGGUCCUGGAUCUACAGAGGAACCAGAUUUUAGAGAUAGAAGAGGAUGCCUUUCUUCCACUCGUCAGCCUUGAGGACAUUAACCUCGGCGACAACCACUUCCCCAGACUGCCGCACGUGGGGCUGCAACACGUGGUCUCCAUCAAAGUGCACAACAACAGACAUCUCAGAGUGUUUCCAGGCCCGGACAGUUUCCCCAAGGUACACUCUCUGGUUCUGUCGUACGCCUAUCACUGCUGUCCGUUCCUAUCCAUUGAAGAGGACGUGACGCAGGAGCCCAGGAUAGGAGAGGACGUCAUCUUCAACAUAUCCUGGAGCUCCCAUCCUGGACUGUGGAACGUUACCGACGGAUGGAGGAUGGGAGGGGAGGAGGAGGAGGAAGAUGAGGGCGGGUUGAGCUUUGAGAGGUUGUGGGCUAACCUCCCCACUGCCUUCCCUCCAGCACUCCGCAACUACACCCACCCACACCCCGGCCGCCCGCCCCCGCCCCAGCAGCCCCUCACCACGCCCAUACGCCCUCAGUGCAUCCCUCUACCUGGGCCCUUCAUGCCGUGCCGUGACCUGUUUGACUGGUGGACGCUGCGCUGCGGGGUAUGGAUCGUGUUCUUGCUGGCGCUGAUGGGUAACGGCGUGGUAGUGGUGGUGCUGGUCGCCGCCUACGCCAAGAUGGACGUGCCGCGCUUCCUCGUCACCAACCUUGCGCUCGCCGACUUCUUCAUGGGCGUGUACCUAGGGUUCCUGGCGGUGGCGGACGCCUCCACGCUUGGGGAGUUCCGCAUGUACGCCAUUCCGUGGCAGAUGUCAGCGGGGUGCCAGGUGGCGGGCUUCCUGGGCGUGCUGAGCUCCGAGCUGUCGGUGUACACGUUGGCGGUCAUCACGCUGGAGCGGAACUACGCCAUCACGCACGCCAUGCAUCUGCAAAAGCGGUUGUCGCUGCGGCAGGCGGCGUACAUCAUGGCGGCUGGCUGGGUGUUCGCCCUUACCAUGGCGGUGCUGCCGCUGGCGGGCGUGUCAGACUACCGUAAGUUCGCGGUGUGCCUGCCCUUCGAGACGGCGGGACCCGGCCUGGGCUACGUGGUGUUCCUCAUGUUCAUCAACGGCGUGGCCUUCCUCAUCCUGAUGGGUUGCUACUUCAAGAUCUACUGCGCCAUCCGUGGCUCGCAGGCCUGGAACAGCAACGACUCCCGCAUCGCCAAGCGCAUGGCGCUGCUCGUCUUCACCGACCUGGUGUGCUGGGCGCCCAUCGCCUUCUUCUCCCUCACCUCCGCCUUUGACCUCCACCUCAUCUCGCUGGAGGAGGCCAAGGUAUUCACGGUGUUCAUCCUGCCGCUCAACUCGUGCUGCAAUCCCUUCCUGUACGCGCUGCUCACUAAGCAGUUCAAGAAGGACUGCGUCAUGCUGUGCAAGACCAUCGAGGAGUCCCGCGUCACGCGAGGCAUCGGCCGCUGCCGUCACUCCUCAAACUUCAGCAACAGACAGACGCCCGCCAACACCAACAGCGCAGUGGACCACACCUCGCAGGGCGACGGCAAGCCGCCCUGUGGUUGUCGCUUCGGCAAGCAAGAGAAGAGGCGGCGCCCGCGCCUCAGCCUGGCGGCGCUCAAGCACCUUCUGUGCCAGCGCGGCGCCACCACCAUUACCUCAUCCAGCGACGGCAGCUUCCAGGCAGACGCUGCGGCACGCCGCGGUCCGCGCCACGCCUCGCUCUCCAGCGACACCUGCAGCGGCUCCUGGAGCGACACGUGGCGGCGCGGGCGUGGCGGCGCUACCUUGCCGCGCGCGAUGGACCGCCGCCGCCACAACUCGUGGUCCGCAUCGCAUCGGCCGUCCCAGGAGAGCAGCUUGUCCGCCUCGCGCCCUGACUCCGCCGCCUCGGCGUCCACCGCCACCUGGCGCAUCUCCCGCUCCUCCGUGUCCUCAGACACCUCCAACAGCAGUGGCAGGGCGCGGGGCGGUGAGGUCACGGCGGCACCGCGGCGCUGCGGACGCGGGGCGGGACCUCCACGCCAACUGAGCCAGGGCGCCCUCAUUCCUGCCAUGCGACCGCCCACUGGGCGCGCCAAGCCACGCCUGACGCGCCAGACUGCGGUGGAGCGCGAGGCGUACACCCCAGGGCGCGAGGGCUCGGUACCAGACAGCCCGCCGUGCCCGUUGCACCUGCGACCUGACCAGCUGUCCUGUGUGUACGAGCAGAGUCACGAGGACGACCCCGUGCCCGCGCCACCCCUUCUUCUGGACGCCGCCGCGCUGGACGAUAGCGUGUUUGCUGACUCCAGCGACGAUCACCACGCCUCGCCUCCCGCCUCCCCACCGGCGCCCGACCACGCCCGCGCCCAGGACGCCACUCCUGCCACCUACACCGAGGCUUCUGAAAUCACCGCCCUGGUGCCUCCGCUUCCUGCUCAGGCGGCGCCCCUCGAGACGCAUUUCCCUCUGGAGGAGCGCCGCCCGCUCAUCUGAGGCUCCGGGACGAGGGGUGCUACGAGCUGCCGUGUCUUCACGUGACGGGAGCAGCCGCCCACCGCACCGCGCUGGGCCGCCAAAGGACGCCCUGCGCCAGGCUGAGGGCGUGGGACGGGCCGCGCGACAGGUGGGUCGUGGCUGGGCUGGGAUGGGCGUGGAAAGGGUUGAGAACGAGGCGUGUCGCCAAACAAGCCAAAGACAAGUAGCCAGUAGUCAGUAGUCGUUAGUCGUUAGUGAGUAGCCUGUAGGUCGUGGUAGCGUCGCUGUGCACCUGUUGUACGCACCUUUGUAUCACAUUAUUACUUGAACUAUUUAUCUAUUGAAUGUUGUGGCUUGACAGUGUUGGUCACUGGUCAGCCACCAGUACUAUAAUAAAGUACUCCUCUGUGUA
Portunus trituberculatus (swimming crab) is the source of this 4283-nucleotide messenger RNA. RefSeq names its product follicle-stimulating hormone receptor-like. Gene Ontology annotation, cellular component: membrane. Gene Ontology annotation, molecular function: G protein-coupled receptor activity; protein-hormone receptor activity; protein binding. NCBI's taxonomy places the organism in Eukaryota, Metazoa, Arthropoda, Malacostraca, Decapoda, Portunidae. The transcript has 18 exons. Bases 272 to 3889 code for a protein of 1205 amino acids. Gene Ontology annotation, biological process: G protein-coupled receptor signaling pathway. The record is from RefSeq and is a predicted model, not a curated record.